This is a messenger RNA of Corticium candelabrum, 1480 nucleotides long. Its product is annotated as actin-related protein 3-A. NCBI's taxonomy places the organism in Eukaryota, Metazoa, Porifera, Homoscleromorpha, Homosclerophorida, Plakinidae. Gene Ontology annotation, biological process: Arp2/3 complex-mediated actin nucleation. Gene Ontology annotation, molecular function: actin filament binding. Gene Ontology annotation, cellular component: actin cortical patch; Arp2/3 protein complex. The record is from RefSeq and is a predicted model, not a curated record. Bases 61 to 1314 code for a protein of 417 amino acids. The transcript is spliced from 15 exons.
GUCAUCAACCAGCGAGUAGUUUUCUUUCUUCGUUUCUGCUCGUUCUCCUGCAUAGAAAUUAUGGCAGCUCGCAUGCCCGCGUGUGUCGUCGACUGUGGAACCGGGUAUACGAAGCUGGGCUUCGCCGGGAAUACAGAACCACAAUACAUAUUUCCAUCGGGAAUCGCCAUCAAAGAAACGGCCGUUGUGGGUGAUCAGGCGGCGCGACGAGUAGCGAAAGGCGUCAACGAUCUCGAUUUCUACAUCGGUGACGAGGCCGACGUAUCUGGCUAUGCGAUGAAGUAUCCCGUUCGUCAUGGAAUCGUGGAAGACUGGGAUCUGAUGGAGAGGUUCUUCGAGCAGAUCAUUUUCAAGUACCUCCGAGCUGAGCCUGAAGAUCACUACUUUCUCUGUACUGAACCUCCGUUGAACACGCCAGAGAACAGAGAAUACUUGGCGGAGAUCAUGUUCGAGUCAUUCAACGUUCCUGGUUUAUAUAUUGCCGUACAGGCUGUGUUGGCUCUGGCUGCGAGUUGGACGUCUCGGCAGGUGGGGGAAAGGACGCUGACUGGUACGGUUAUUGACUCUGGUGAUGGAGUAACUCACGUCAUUCCAGUUGCUGAAGGCUACGUCAUUGGCAGUUGUAUCAAACACAUUCCAAUUGCCGGUCGUGAUAUCACUUACUUCAUUCAGCAGCUGCUAAGAGAACGAGAAGUCGGCAUUCCACCAGAACAGUCACUAGAGACAGCAAAGGCCAUCAAGGAACGCUUUGGCUACAUUUGCCCUGAUGUAGCAAAGGAAUUUGCGAAGUACGACGCACAGCCAGAGAAAUGGAUGAAGCAAUACAGUUCUGUAAAUCCUGUCAAUAAGAAUACGUUCACUGUUGACGUGGGGUAUGAGAGAUUUCUUGGUCCCGAGGUGUUCUUCCAUCCUGAGUUCUGUAAUCCCGACUUCACGACUCCGAUUUCUGAGAUCGUUGACACAUGCAUUCAGAAUUGCCCGAUUGACGUUCGUCGGCCUCUUUACAAGAAUAUUGUUCUUUCGGGAGGCUCGACGAUGUUCAAGGAUUUUGGACGUCGUUUGCAACGUGAUGUCAAGCGUGUGGUUGAUGCACGACUGAAGAUGAGUGAAGAACUAAGUGCUGGUAGACUGAAGCCAAAACCAAUAGAUGUAAAUGUGAUUACGCAUCACAUGCAACGAUAUGCAGUGUGGUUUGGUGGCAGCAUGUUGGCAUCUACGCCUGAAUUCUACCAAGUUUGCCACACAAAAGCCGACUACAAUGAACACGGUCCCAGCAUCUGUCGUCACAAUCCCGUGUUUGGGGCGAUGCAAUGAGUCACUAGGAAAGAAGAUUGAACUGCUAGAGUAUUUCAGUGUUUUUGAGGGAUUUUGCAGUCGACUGAAAGUUGUAACUGAGUUGAUGUUUACAUGUCACUUGUAGUUGUACUAUCAGUCGUCUGUCGGGGUUUUGUUUGUACAUGAUAAAUUGUUUGGUGCCUUA